CUUGAUCAACGUAAAGAUUUCAAGAUGAACUUUGACGAUUUUGAUAGAAACUUGUAUAUGUGAUGUCGCGAUCUCAAAGUGAAGUUCGCAAUGAUACAUCAAAACUUCUUUUGGAUCCCAUUGAUACAUAUCCGACAAGAUCAUUGACUAUUCAAUCAGAACGUAGUUCUGAACGCAUUCCAUCUAUUAGUUGGUCAGUUCAUCCAACAUCGCCUUUAAGUUCAAAAUCACCAACGGGAACUUUAUCACAUGAAAAUAUGGAUGGAAAUGCUGGAUUUUUUAUGGUUGAAGUUAAAUUAUUAAGUGAUGAAGAGGUUCCAUUACAGUUGGAAGUUACGAAUGAUUGUCUUGGUCGUGUAUUAUUCAAUCAAGUUAUAGAACGAAUAGGUGGAAUUAUUGAAAAAGAUUAUUUUGGUCUACGUUAUCUAGAUCGUUCUAAACAACGACAAUGGCUAGAAAUGUCUAAAACUGUUUAUAAACAAUUAAAAUAUGUUAGUCCAAGAUCAUUGAAUUUUCGUGUUAAACAUUAUCCAAGUGAUCCAGUUAAUGAAUUUCGUCAAGAAAAGAGUCGAUACUUGCUCUAUCUUCAAUUAAGACGGGAUCUUCAUAGUGGUAGAUUGAUUGGAAGAAAUUUAGAAAUGCAUGUACUAGCAGCAUGUAUACUACAAGCUGAAAUUGGAGACUACGAUAUCUUGUUAGAUUAUUUAGGACCUGAAGGUUCAUUAGCUGAUCUUAAAAUGUUUGCUAAUAUUACACCAAAAACAGAAUCAAAAAUUGUAGAGAUUUAUAAAUCAUUCAAAGGUAUGUCAAUGAGUGAUGCUGAGAAUAAAUUUCUUGAAAAUGCUGCAAAAUUUGAAACAUAUGGCAUUGAACCUUUAUAUGUCCAAGAUCGUAAAGGCAAUCACUUUUAUAUGGGAUUAAAUCAUGAAGGUGUCAUUACGUAUAGAGGAAGUAGAAAAGCACAUGUUUUUAGUUGGCAGAAAAUCAAUAAAAUAAGCUAUGAAGGGAAGUUAUUCAUUAUACAAGUGGAAUGGGAACAGCGUCGACAUACACUUGGUUUCAAAUGUCCAACUCCAGAAUCAGCUGAAGCAUUAUGGAAAUGGGCAGUUGAUCGUCAAUGUUUUUUCACCUUAAAUCGAUCGGUUGAUGCCAAAGAAUCCAAAGCUAAUGGUGGUUUAUUUAAACGUCGUCAAUUUUAUACAUUUACGGGAAGAUGCCAAAAGGAGUUAAUGCAGCUUAAUUCUAGUAUGCCUGCUAUACCUCAGCCCAGUGUCUCAAGAAGUAGAAGUUUAUUGAAUUUGGCCAAGAGUGUUCAUGAUAAACGACAUUCACAAAGUCAAAAUGAUUUGGAUCGUAAAUAUGUGGAUAGUAAUGAAAAUCUUCAAGAUAGUUCACGGAUGAAUCGAUUAAUUAAAGGUUUAGAUCAUCACAGAAGUUCUUUAGAAACACGUAGAAACAAUAAUGAAUUAGAUGAUUUAAAUGAUAAUCUUUUCAUGAAUAAACGAUUAACUGAUCAAUUCAAUGGAGGAAUAAAACAACAAUUACCAUUACAAACAUUACAAGAUCAACAACAACAACAACAACGUCAACAUAAAAGUAGUUUAUCUACACCGAAUUUAAUCAAUAUUCCUGGUAUUCAUAAAAAUCCCAAUGAAAUCAAUAAUACUGUUGCUGAGGGUGAUUUAUUAUCUGAUAAAAAGAAAUCUAUCAAUGAAUUAUAUCCAAAUAAAAAUGAUACAAUAAAUGAGACAAUAAAUGAAAAACAACGAAAUAAUAUGAAAACAGAACAAAUGAAUAUAACAAAUAUGAUGAAUUUAAUACAGUCAAAUAUAGAUAAUGAUAAUAAUGAUAAUAUUGAUUCAAUUAGUUCCGGUGUUGAAGCAAAUGCUGAAGCCACAGAGCAACCAUUACAAAUUGAUGUAAAUUUAAACAAUAUGAAUGGUGUUGACGGCGGUGGUGGUGGUGGUGUAAAUGGUUUUUGUACUGGUUCAGUGAAUACAUUAUCUUCAUCACCAUUAAAAUCAGCUGAUGAAGAUGAUGAUGAUGAUGAUGUGAAUGAGAAUAAUGAAUUUGUUAAUGAUGCAUUAAAACAAACUAAUAAUUCAGAUAUGUAUCAAAAAAUGAAAGUUGGUAAUUGGCUUGGAGCGAAUGGAAUAAAAUCUAUCAAGAAUACUGAAGAUGAUACUACUCCAAUUCCUUUAAUCAAUCCAAAAACAGACAAUAAUAAUAAUAAUAAUAGUGAAACAUUGAAUAAUUUAUCCAAUGAACAAUUAAAUACAAAACCAUAUGUAAGUAUAAAUUCGGAAAAUAUUAUCAAAGAUGAUUCGUACAGUCCAAUUUCUACUAUAUCUAUAUUAAAUCCUUAUUCAAAUAAUCUUGAAGAGGCAGAGACUAAAUUUAUUCCUACUAUAAAAAAACCAUCCAUGAAUUUAACUACUACUCAUCAAAUUGAAAGUAAUCCAAUCAAAUCACAAUAUAAACAAACUAUAAUUAAUCCUGAUAAUCAAUAUUCAAUUCAAUCAAUCAAUGAUCAUUCAUCUAUCAUAGAAACUACAAAACAAUCAUCAAUGAAUCGAUCGAAAUCACUAUAUUUUAAUCAAAAUAAAUCCAUAACAACAAUGACGGGAACAAUAACAACUACAACAAGUAUAAAUAGUUUAACAACAACAAUACCACAUAAAUCUCAAACAUUAUCAUAUCAUCGUAUAGAAAAUAUAAAUCCAUCGAAAUCCUCUAUUUAUUAUCCAUAUGCAUGUAAUAUAACUACAAUACCUAAUACAAUAAAUGAUACAUUACCACCACCAUCAUCAUCAUCAUCAUCACCAUUAUAUUCAUCCAAUAAUUAUGAAAUACCAUUAAAUAUUAAAUCUAUGAAACAUUAUACAGAAUCACGUAAAAAUAUUAUUUGUUAUCCUAAAUUAUCUCAGUCAAGUACAAAGGAUCCAUUAUUAUCUAGAAAUACUUCACAACAUAUAUCAAGACAAUUUACAUUGAAUAAAAUGAAAUCAAUUAAAGAUUUAUCCCCACAACCAAGAGAUUGGUAUCAUACAAUAACGAAUCCAAUAGAAGAUAAAACUAAUUAUCAGAAUAAUAUCAAUCCUGAUAUUAAUAAUAUUAUAUUAGAUCCAAUAGAUAAUAAUAUAAAACAAAUAGAUGAUAUGGAUCAUAUAGAUACAACAUUGAAUAAGAAAGAAUCUAUAUCAAAUGAUUUAUUAUAUAAUAAUGGUUAUUAUCCAUUAUCUAAUAAGAAAUUAAAUUAUUCCAAUGUUACCCCUAUGAUUCAUACACAUAGUAAUUAUUAUAAUAAAUCAGAUAGUAUGAUGGCACAAACUUUAUCACCAUUUAAUCAAAAUGUAUUAGAUACAUCUAAUCAUGGAUCAUCAUUAGCUAAAGCAACAAAAUCAAUAAAUUUAAAUCAAAAUAUAUCAUCAUCUAUUAGUACAAGUGAAUUAAUCAAUAAAACACGAUCAUAUCAUGAACCAUUGCAUAAUUCAUUAAAAUAUAAUUCGAUAAUUGAUCAAUCAAUAUUACCAACAUCAUCAAUAUCAUUAUCAUUAUCAACAUCGAAUUCAUUAGCUUAUUUAACACAAUCAUCUAAUAGAAAUUUAUAUCAAACCACUAAUCCUCUAAUUGAUUCAUCUUCUUAUUAUAAUCAAAUAAAUAAUAAUAAUAAUAAUCUAAGAAAAACAACUUAUACUAAUACUACUAAUAUAAAUGUUAAUAGUAGUCAAAUGAAUAGAACAGCUGGUAGUACUGCUGCAUAUCUUGCAGCUACCGGUGUUGGUGCAUAUAAAUUAGGUGAUUCAUUAGCUAUAUUAACAAAUAGAACAGAUCAUUUAAUUGAAUCAACUAUAAAUAAUGAUAAUAAUAAUAAUAAUAAUGAUAAUAUGAUAAGUAAAGAAUAUCCGAAAUCUGUUACAUUUAGUCAAAAUCAUUUAAUCACUAUUGGGAAUAAUGAAAAUAAUAAAAAACUAGAAUCUCAAACAAAGACAUCUAGUCAUUAUUCAAUCAAGCAAACUUCUUCUUAUACCCCAUCAAUACCACCAAAACCAAGUUAUAUACAAUCAAUUAAUAAUCAAUCAAGAAUAAUUAAUCAAUCUAGAGAAAAUAACAAUAUUACUACUACUACUACCACUACUACUACUAUGACUACUACAACUACUAAUGAUAAUAAUGUUAAUGAUGCUGAAGAGGAAAUAAUUUCAAGUAGAACAUUUUCACGAAGUGGAGAGAUCAAUUCCACAAUACCAACAUUUGAAGAUCAUGCUAUUAGAUCUAUGAAACGUGUUACAGAUAAAGUACAACAAAUUAUGAAUAUUGAUCAAUUAGAUAAUCAAGUUAUAAAUUCAAUUGAUUCUAUUAAAUUAUUACCUCCAUUAGCUAAUAAAAUCAAUAUCAAUAAUCAAUUAAAUUCUAUUAAUACAUCAUCUCAAUCAUCUGUAACUAAUUCAAAUCAUAAUGAUUCUAAUGAUUUGUCAAAUACACAAUUAUUUUCAUGUUUACAACAAAUUUUUUAUUAUUUUAUUGUAGCUUUUAUUGUUUAUAAAUUAUUAAUUUGGUUCAAUUUAAAACCAACUUUUGGUUAA
Messenger RNA from Schistosoma bovis, 4586 nucleotides. Lineage: Eukaryota; Metazoa; Platyhelminthes; Trematoda; Strigeidida; Schistosomatidae. The record is from the annotation of a GenBank genome assembly.